Contarinia nasturtii (swede midge) is the source of this 6494-nucleotide messenger RNA. Its product is annotated as adenylate cyclase type 6. The record is from RefSeq and is a predicted model, not a curated record. Gene Ontology annotation, biological process: adenylate cyclase-activating G protein-coupled receptor signaling pathway; cAMP biosynthetic process; adenylate cyclase-inhibiting G protein-coupled receptor signaling pathway. The coding region runs from base 1283 to 6304 and encodes 1673 amino acids. Gene Ontology annotation, cellular component: plasma membrane. NCBI's taxonomy places the organism in Eukaryota, Metazoa, Arthropoda, Insecta, Diptera, Cecidomyiidae. The transcript has 29 exons. Gene Ontology annotation, molecular function: adenylate cyclase activity.
GCUAAGCGAAGGCGCUGCCGAUAAUUUUGCUGUGGUACUUGAACUUCCAUAUAUUUCGUGUGUUAUUAUCCCAUUAAAAAUUAAACCAAAAAAAAACGAACAAUGAAUGUGCGUCGUUGAAGAACCGAGAUUGAACACAAUUAUAAGAAAAUAUUUAAUUUUCGAAAAGUAGAGAGUGUGAGAGAUCAAUAGAGUGGGAAAAUUAUUGUCUAAUAAUUUGCUUUUAAUACUUUUUACCCGGUGAUCUUUGGAGCUUUGAAAAUAAAAUAACAAUUUGUUUAAAUUGCUUCGUGAUUCAAAAUAUUAUAUAAAAAAACGGUGUGUGUUUUUCCUCUCUCUUUAUUAUCUCUCAAGUGGUUGAAUUUCCAUUGGCACAGUGUUUUUUCUGCUAUAUUGCUGGUUUCAUUACGCAUUUUCGUGUAAAUUUUCGAAAUUGAAACGCGCUGGCACACAAAAUAAAAACAAACAAGAGCCCUUAGACUAAAUCCAUUGUUCAAACAAAAAUGAAUGUAUGCAGCCGCCAAUUUAUUCGAAUACGGAACUAAGUGAAAACGCAAAAUAAAAUGAAUAAACGCUUAUCGCUGAUAUUUGUUUGAUUAUUCAUUUGCAUUGAUACACAAAAUAGAAGAGGCUUUGCUGAUAACGUUCAAUAAAUUGAAAAUUCUUUAUUGGAGCAUGUAAUUCGAUUGCACAGUGUGUUUGCAUGGAAAACAAUUUCACAUGAUAGAAUAAAUCGAAAAUUUUUGCAAUUGCGACAAACGAAGUGAAUUUCACACCACAUCUGAGCAAUCUAAUAAAAAUGAAGAGUUUUACGCUUAAAGUGUGUUGAAUGCUCGUGCAUGUGUAGCCAAAAUGUAUUUACUGCAGGAAACCAAUUUAAAUCAGCUCUUCUGUGUGUAUAUCUAUUGUAACAAAUCGGAAAAAUCACAGCAAUUUGAACCACAAUUUGAACAAUUGAUUAACAGUUAAUUACGGCGGAUGAUUCGAUAAAAUGCACGCAUGUGUGGGCAAAAAUAAUUCCGAAUCCAACUUGUUGACUUGCUAAAUACGUGUUAAUUUGUGCGAUAUGAGUAUCGUGUCGCUGAGCGUGUGUAUCAUGUAAAUUGAAUUAUUUACCUAAAAUUUUAUAAAAGAGCAGAAAAAACACACAGACAGAAUACUCGACAAAUGUGAUAUCAUCGAUAGCUCAGAGGUGAAUAAAUAGUGCUAAGCAAGUAGCUUUGUGGAUUCACUUCAAAGUUGAUUGUCCACUUUUGUUGAUUGAACAAACACAAAAACAACCAUGUCGUCGUCUCAGCAUCCAAUGUGGCGAUCAUUUUCAGCUGAAGGCCAUAAAAAGGAAUGGAGUAAGCGGUUAUCCUUGAGAGGCAAUCCACGUUCAAAAGAGGAGAAAGAUACCACUUCUCGCAAGGGAAUUGCAAGACGUUCAACCUCAUUACGACAGUCUCGUUCGCCACAAAUCUCACUCGAAUUACAAGUACCAUCGUUGCAAUCGCCUCUAAUUAGUUCACUGACCACUGCCACAACAACAACGCCAAAAAAAUCCAACUGGGAAGUUAUCGAACAUUUUAACAAUGCUGAAAGGGGUCGUGGCUCUGUCAGCAGUAGCUUGAUUGCGGUUGGGGUGACUCGUUUCAAUAUGGAUGGGUCUGGUUCAAAUCAUUCGGUGUCAACAUCAAAUAGCCCCAUGAUGAACAGAGACGUACAACAACCUUUUAAUCAAGUUUCUGGCGAUGAGAGUACCGAACUGUGUGAAAUGGCUGCCAAUGGUUCAAAAACUUCGUUUUGGAUUCGACUGAAUCGUUAUAUUAUUCGCUUAUGCAGUACACAUCAAUUUAAAAAUUUACAGGUGGAAAUGUUAUAUCAACGUUAUUUUCUGCGAAUGAACCAAAGUAAUACGACACAUAUUUUAAGUUUGCUAUUGGCACUAGUUUUAUCAUUGGCCGCUGUACACAUUAUCCUCAUACCGAUGGAAACAGCAAGUCAAUUUCAUAAAACAUUACAACGACAUCGAUACAAUGACACGAUAAACAGCAAUGGCAGUAAUAUUUCAUCGACGACGCUCAACCGAAGCGAGAAUUUUGCAAACUAUACACCAAAUGCAAACACUCAGCAAAAUUUCGUGAGAUCCAAUUAUAAUUAUUCGACGGACAAUGAAACAGUGAGUGACAACAACAAGAAGAGUGUGCAUCGUGUUCGCAGAACAUAUGAAUUGGAUGAAAAACAUUUGGAAAAUGAGCAUCGUUUUGUGUUGACAACAGCAUCAAAAACGCAUCGGUUCAACGAUCAUUAUCGUCACGUUGACGCGAAAAUGUUUAAAAAGCGAAAGCGUUCUUCACCAAAUGUAAACAGUCGACAUCGACAGAAACCAUUUAUUCGGCUGACGAAACGCGAUAUCGAGAAACAAGCAUCAGCAGCAGCAUCAACAACAACACCAGUAACAUGGAUAGACGAUAGAGCCAAAGAAGUGAUUGACAUUGACGAUAAUAUCCCGUUUAGAGCAAACAAUACCAGCACAAAUGACAUCUCACAUAUUCGUACAAUGAGAUUGAAUGGAACGACAAUGCAGCCAAAUGGAAUCCAUUCUGAAAAACCGUUCGGAAUGUUGAUGUUCAAGUCGAUGUCAUUGAAGACUGAAACAAUAGUUUUACUAUCGAUGUUUGGCAUAUGCACAAUCAUUUAUAGCAUUUUGUUAGCGGUUCUAUCGAAACCAGCAAUGAAUGAGAUAUUUCUAGUGUUAGUUUCGUAUGUGAUUAUAUUAACAUUUGUGGCCAUAGAAAUUUGUAUAUUUUUCGCGGCUAGUAACAGGUCUACUACAACGGCCAAUGGAUGUGUAUUGAUUUUUGUAUACAUGACCUAUACCAUGUUGCCGGUGAGAUUACGUGAAGCAUUGUUUGGCGGUUUGCUUUUAUCUAUUGUUCAUGUGUAUCUUAGUUCAACGUGUUCGAUUCAUGUUGAUUGGUCUGAGAUUGGUAGUACGGUGAUUGCAUUACUAUGCACAAAUUUGGCGGGCGUAUUCACACAUUGGCCACGUGAAAAAGCUCAGCGGAAAGCAUUCAUCGAAACGCGUCAGUGUAUUGAAGCUCGACUCCGUACACAACGAGAAAAUCAACAACAGGAACGCCUGCUAUUAUCCGUUUUACCGAGACAUGUUGCGAUGGAGAUGAAAGAUGAUAUAGCUGGAAAACCACAAGAAGCACAAUUCCAUAAGAUUUACAUUCAGCAGCACGAUAAUGUGAGUAUAUUAUUUGCGGAUAUCUGUGGAUUCACAACAUUAUCGGAUCAAUGUACUGCCGAAGAACUUGUGCGAUUAUUGAACGAGCUUUUUGCCAGAUUUGAUCGAUUGGCUGCUGAGCAUCACUGUUUACGUAUCAAAUUGCUGGGGGAUUGUUAUUACUGCGUUAGUGGGUUGCCAGAGGCUCGGCCCGAUCAUGCUCAUUGCGCCGUCGAAAUGGCUCUCGAUAUGAUUGAUGCUAUCGCGUUGGUGCGUGAGGUGAUGGCAGUGAAUGUUGAUAUGCGCGUAGGAAUUCAUAGUGGCCGCGUUCACUGUGGGGUGUUGGGUUUAAUCAAAUGGCAAUUUGAUGUCUGGUCGAAUGAUGUAACUUUGGCCAAUUAUAUGGAAAGUGGCGGCAUUCCUGGCCGUGUACAUAUAACCAAAGAGACGUUAAAAUGCUUGGAUGGUGAUUAUGAAGUCGAAGACGGUAAAGGCUAUGAACGAAAUUCCUAUUUGAAGGACCAUCAAAUUGAAACAUAUUUAAUUGUGCCCGGCGAUACGUACCGUUUGAAUAAACGAGCACAUCAUUCUACAUCGAUUAAUGGUAAUAUAUCGAAAGAGCUUCGAAUGAUGGGUCACACGAUGAGCACACAGAAAAAUUCAGCACGAUUAGGUUUUUCGGAUUCAAACGAUAGCAAAGAUCCAGAAGAUGAAGUAAAUGAUUAUUUGAUGCGUGCCAUUGAUGCCCGUAGCAUUGAUCGCUUACGCUCUGAACACUGUAAAACGAUAUCAUUAUCGUUCAAAAAAUCAAGCAUCGAACGAAAAUACAUUUUGGAACCGGAUCGUAUGCUUCCCAAAUACGUUUACUGUAGUCUGGGUAUUUUUGUUGGAAUAAUGCUAAUUCAAAUCAUAGUCUAUCCAUUAAGAAACGAUUUCAAUUACAUUUCAAUUGCGAUGUUAGUGAUAGUUUUAUUUGCAUCAUUUUUCAUUCUGGUGGCCAAAAAACUCAAUCGCAACUUUGCGAAUGCUUUGAAGAUGUUUUCGUCUCGAUUACAAAGCAAUCGAACGUAUGCUCAAGCGAUAGCAAUUCUGGUGGUUUUUGCUGUGAAACUUUCGGCUGUUUCAAGUAUCUUCUUUUUUAUUACACAAAAAAAUUGUGAUUUAAAUGUUACAUCGAUUAUGAAGACAGAUGGCUUUGUGUCCAAUAUGAAUUGCGAUUAUGAUGUUGCCGUGAAUAUAUUUCUAUUGCUUAUAUUGUUGUCGAUGAUGAAUUGUGUGGUCCAUCAAGUAUUGAAAAUUUUGCUAAAAAUAACCCUUGUGAUUUCGUUGUGCGCCAUAUUCUUCGCUGUGGCAACUGUACAAAGCAUCCAUUCAGAUAUAUUCAAUCAGGCGAGACAUAACUGGAAGGAGCAAGUCAUUGCCUAUACAACCAAUGCGAUUUUCAUAUUGAUUUUCGUGUUUGCGCUGAUAUUCCACAGUCACCAAACCGAAGCCACUUAUCGUCUGGAUUUUAUAUGGAAAUUACAAGCAACAGAGGAAAAAGAAGAGAUGGAACACCUUCAAGCAUACAAUCGAAAACUACUUGAAAAUAUAUUGCCAGUUCAUGUGGCUGAACAUUUUUUGAGUCGUGAUCGACAAAUCGAGGAUUUAUACCACGAACAGUGUGAAAGUGCUUGCAUUAUGUUUGCAUCGAUACCAAACUUCUCUGAAUUUUACGUUGAACUCGAGGCAAACAACGAGGGAGUCGAAUGUCUACGCUUACUGAACGAAAUUAUUGCUGAUUUUGACGAAUUGCUCAGUGAAAAACGCUUUAGCGACAUCGAAAAAAUCAAAAGUACGGGCGCUACUUAUAUGGCAGCGUCAGGUUUAACGGAAAGCACGUGCGAUCUAAAUGAUUUCCGCCAUGUUACCGCUAUGGCUGACUAUGCAAUGCAACUUUUCACCAAAAUUGAAGAAGUUAACGAGCAUUCGUUUAACAAUUUCCGCAUGAGAAUCGGAAUAAACGUUGGCCCAGUUGUGGCAGGAGUUAUAGGCGCUAGAAAACCUCAGUAUGACAUUUGGGGUAAUUCAGUGAAUGUAGCGAGUCGAAUGGAUUCCACUGGUGUUUUGGAUCACAUUCAAGUGACCCAAGAAAUGUACAAUAUUCUCGAACCACGAGGAUACAAAAUGAAAUGCCGUGGAAAAAUCAAUGUUAAAGGCAAAGGGUCAAUGAUUACAUACAUUUUACAGCGAAAAAAUGCACCCGAAGAUGAACUCUUAACACAUCAAAGUAGCAAGGUAACGGCAAACAGUGAGGAUUAUGAGGUUGAUGAAAUUGAUGAUCAAAUAAAUGAGGACAGUGCCCGAUUGACGCAAAAACGAAAAUCACUGUGCCGACAACAUAAUAUAUUUUCAUCUUUAACGAAUAAAAGUUUGGCGUCCGGACAAUCGAUGGGUGGUAGUCUUGAUUUGCCCGACGAUGUGCAUGUGAAUGAAAAAACCAAGUUGCUAGACAACAAUAAUCAAUCAAAUUCAUCGUCAGUACAGAAUGUUAUUAGCCCCGAUACGUAUCUCAAAGGAUUUAAACCGUUACCAAGUACAAUGCUCAAAGAUUCGAUUGAAAGCUUAGAAAAACUUUUGAAAAAUGACAUGAAUCUUUCGGAUAUAAACACAACAAAAUCGCAGUUGUCAACAACACAAGCAAUCGCAUCAAAAUUAAGCACCGACAGUUCGGACACGACCAAUUCAUAUUGCAGCAGUGAUACCAAUCAAACACAAACUGCAUAUGAAAAUUCAGCUGCAAACAAAUCCAGUUGCAACGGAGAUCAAGCCAAAGUGAUGACACAAACCAUCACCGCAAACAAUGCAUGCUCAAAACUAACUUCGACAACGACACCAUCGAAAGAAUUCUCUUCCACAUCAGAGGAUGGUUUGUUUAAAAGCAUUCGAAAGAAAAUCCGAUUUCAAGACGGCAAUUUAAUGAAAUUAUCAAAGUCCUGGUAUCCACUUGUUACCAAAUCAGACCAAUCAAAUCAAAAAACCAAAUUGACAAACAGCAAAAGCUUACACCUUAUAUCAGCUCAUAAUCAAAAUGGUUCCAUUUUUCUCUAGUCAAAUUUACCAUUUCUAAUGAAAAACACCUAUUUAAGUUUAAGUUUAAUUUUAAUUUAAUUAUGGCUCAAUUGUACUUUGAUUCUCAAUGGGAUUAAUAGUUGUUGUUAUUGGACAACUCACUUUUCGCCUUCAACAUUUCUGCACCAUUGUCAUAUUAAAUUAGAUAAAUUUCAAAAUGCGCCUAAAA